CGAGGAUUUGGAUAAAUUUCUUGAGAGGUCAAGAUUUUGCCGAUAGGCGGUGAGAGCGGCUAUUCCCAAACGAGUUAGCGGCAUCAGGAACUUUUCCGCCGCCCUUUUGGUGUCGCGACAAUGAAGAAUUCAACAAAGCACCCCUGCCGCCUGGUCUGUCGCUCCAUCCACCAAGUCCUGAGAUAGAGCGCUCAGUGACCUUCAGUCUCGCCUGUCCUUUGGUUUUUUGAUUUGUCACAUUCACCCUCCCUAACCCCGCCACAAUGUCUGACUACGGCGACCACGAAGCUGAGGAAAACUACGACUACGAGCCCGAGCAGAACUACGACGAUAAUGAGCCCGAAGAUUUCCUCGACCCAGAAGACGUUGAAGGCGAAGGUGGCGCCGAUGGAUACGAAGACGGCUCGUAUGCGCCUGCCGUGAACGGAGAUCGUGUUGUGGUUUCGGGCGACCCAAACGCAGGGUAUGCGGGCAAGGUGGUCGAACAGGCACGAGCCAAGAAGAUUCCCAAUGACCAGCGCACGACAACCCCAUACAUGACCAAGUAUGAGAGGGCCCGUGUUCUCGGCACAAGAGCUUUGCAGAUCAGUCUGAACGCGCCGGUGCUUGUGGACCUGGAAGGGGAGACGGAUCCUUUGCAAAUCGCUCUCAAGGAGCUAGCCCAAAAGAAGAUCCCUCUCAUUGUGAGGAGGUAUCUGCCGGACGGAACCUACGAGGACUGGACGUGCGAGGAACUGCUAUAAAUCUAAUGACGAGUUUGUAUCUUACAAUGGGCUUUCUAUUUCUUUUCUUCUGGUCGAACUCUUCGAGUUCCCGCAUAGCGUUUGGAGUUCAGGAAUAGCAUGGGCACCGGCUUGCGAGCCGGGCCCUGCAAAGGGAAAAUACCAAAAAGAUGUAGCAUUCCUAACUCGAGAGAGCUUUCUAUAUUAGAUUCUGAUUAACGAAUGACCUAUCAUAACUCGAUAUCUCUCAAUCGUUCUUGGGCUAGUCUAACAAAGUAGCCUAGAAACACGGACAUUUUCGUCUUUAUGGCGCGAUGCAGAGCUCCAAUACUCUUGAUAGAUCAAACAAUCGGGUCAAACCCAGCUUCUAGAAUAUGCACGGACUGCUGCGAUCUCUUGUUUAAAUCACUUAGACCUC
Molecule: messenger RNA, 1140 nt
Organism: Aspergillus calidoustus
Lineage: Eukaryota; Fungi; Ascomycota; Eurotiomycetes; Eurotiales; Aspergillaceae
Source: the annotation of a GenBank genome assembly